AACGAGGAAGCAGACGCUCUGAGAGCUGAGCGGAGCUAGCAAAGCAAAGAUAGCAGGUCCGAAAAACAAAACACCGGUUUUACCCUCUCUGCAGACACCGUGACAGUUUUGUAAAUCGCCUCUUUGUUCCAGGGUUGUGCUGAUGCAGGAGGGUAGGCGGGUACCAUGUUGACCGAGCUUUUUGAAUUUGGAGGCGCUUUCUUCCGCCGGAUUGAAGAGGAUGAUGAUGUCGGUGGGACUCGCUAGUUUCGCCUGAGCUCCUUUCAACACCGCUCCUGCCUCAUAAGUUGGCCGUAGGAAACCCAGCUCGGGGAAUGGCUAUGCACUGUACUGGAUCGUUCCAGGACCCCGCACAGGGCACAGGGGACCGGGGGGAGCUGGUGCACACAUUAUCUAAAGAGACCCCCGGGUCUCCAAAUGCCUCGGAGUUGGGGAGCCCUCGCAGUACACCAAAUUUUGACCUCCUCAAUAUGGUUGUAUCCUAUAAGAGGAUGGCUCUAUUUGUAGAACCGGUUACAGAUGCAGUGGAGCUCAUUCGCUUCCUGCUUGGAUGGAAGAUGCCAUUAUGUUCUCUGCUUGUUUGUAUUUUCCUCAAUGUCGUCUUCUGCACAGUUAAUGAAGUCGGUUGGUUCACUGUGAGUUUAGCAGCAGUAUCGAUGCCGGCUGCCCUGGGCUACCUGCAGGACAGGUGUAGAGGGAGAGCCUCAGAAGCUGAGCUUCAGAAGAGGCGCUUUCACGCUGUGCAUCGCAGAGACCUUCAGAUAGUUCAUCUCACCAAACAGGAGGCCAUGUUGGAAGUCAAAGACCUGUUGAAGCAGCUGGAUGACUUGCUGUCCUCUGCUUGUCAGUCAGCAGAAGCUGCUUACAAAGUCUUGUACUGGGAUAAUCAUACCAAGUCAUCAAGGUUCUAUGGAGGGAUGUUAGUCAUGGUGUGUCUACUCUAUGUUGCUCCUGUGGCCUGGGUGCUUGCUGGACUCAACAGUGUCAUCUUUCUGUGGAACAGAGACUUUUGCAGAGUUUAUUGGAGCUUAAGAAACUUUCACAUGGAGACCCAGACCUCAGAAGGGGUGUGUGAAGAACAAGAACAAGGCAACUUAUUGGAGAGGACCCCCACACCGACUAGUCUGGAGGAUCUGUCUCCUGGCAGUAUAGAAGAAGCUGAGGAAGCUGAGCCUGAUGAAGAAUUUAAGGAUGCUAUUGAGGAGGAUGAUGAUGGGCCCCUUGGAACUCCCGAGUAUGACACAAUUUCUGAAAAUGGUCUUCUAAGCCGAAAUGAACCAAUACGCAGCAAGGUGUCAAAACUGACUGAGAAACUGCGUAAACGCUAUCCCACGGCUGUCACAGGCAACUGUUCUAACUGCAAUGCUGUCUUCUCAGUUCUAAGAAAGCAGAGGAACUGCAGUAACUGUGGCAACAGCUUCUGCUCUCGAUGCUGUUCCUUUAAGGUGCUCAGAUCUUUUAUGGGGGCAACAGCUCCAGAAGCACAGAGAGAGACCGUGUUUGUUUGUGCUACUUGUAAUUCGUCUCUCAUCAGGAGUCCUUUCGGUGUUGGCCCUGAGCCUGUAAUGGAUCCUGACCCACAUGCCUUUGUGUUCAAGUUAAGGCACUUCUGUGAAGAAACAUCCCAUGUGGAACUCCUACACCCCUUUGCCUUUGUUAGUUCCUCCUUAGCUUCUCUUGUUGCUUAUGGGAUUUCUUCUAUUACUGUUCGAUAUUUCCUGUUUCAGCUAUCAGUGAAGGACUAGAUCUUAUUAAUCAAAGAGACUCAGUGCAGUACACAGUGGCUCUAAAAUCAAAGGACCUUUUUCCCUCUUUUUGAGAAGGACCAAUCAUGCACAGUGGUAACCACAACUCAGCUAGUAGUGAUUGGUGGUAAAAAUAAGCAAAAGGAUGUCAUGUCAACGGCUUUGCUUUUACAAGCGUUGCCUCUCGAUAAAGUUGAUGGCACUUGAAUGUUGAUGUCUUAAGGCCUGUUUGGCAGUUUAAUGAUAUUGUAAUGCUGAAAGGACAUUUCUAUAUGAACAAAACUAAGGCCGCUUUAUAAAUCUGGCUUUCAGACUGAUGAGUAUGCUGUGGGACACAGCUUGAAUUCUACUCAAAGUUGUUCAAAAGAACAAGAUGAUGCCACUACACCUUGUUGUCCAUCUGUCACCAGUAUCAUGUGAUGAGUUGUGGGUUUGUCCAAGAUUGAAGUAAACUUUGUAAGGCCUGAGUCACAAAGGCCUGGAGACCAGCCACCACCUAGUAACUUCAGGUACAAGGGAAUGUGUAUUCCCCAACCAAUUGCCAGAAGGCUGCACCAAAAACCUUUUUGGGAUUGCUUCAGUUGCUGGUAGAUUACUAUGGUCACCAGUAGUUUGCAUAGAAGACACCAACUUGUUGCUGUAACUUGUAAUGAAAACUGAAAAUGGAAAAAGUUCACCUUCAAGGUAAAAGUUUUGCUUUAGUGGAACCAACUUACUGAAACGAACACAUUUCAAAAGGCUCAACUUUUGAAAGGGAACGUUCUUCGUUUCCGGUGUGUGUGUGUGUGUGUCUCAGUUUCACUCCCACUUGGUGAGAAGUUUGCGAGUGGUGAUCAUGGCAGCCUGCUAACAACCUAAGAAAUUGGUCGCAAAGAGAAUGAAAACUCUUUGCAACCCAUUUCAGUUAGCAACUGCAAGCAGCAUCCACCAUGAACAGCAGCCACUCGCCAACUGGUUGUGAUUACACAGUUUUCCCUAGCAGCUGGUGGUUACCAGGGGUUACUGACUGCUUGAGACCUGAGUGAAUAGAGCUCAGCAAUCAAUUUCACAGCGACUGCCAGCAACCACUUGCCAACAUUUUUAUCUUGUGACUGGUGGUUGUCAAAUGAUUUCCAGCAGGUCUCUAGGCCUGUGUGACUAAGGCCUAACAAGGCCUGCAGUGAAUUUCAUGACACUGUGGUCUUGUUGAGGGCAGGGACUGAGCCUUUUGUGAAGUUUUUCAGACCAGUUCCCUCUUGUAAUAAUCUAAUAGCUGCUGCAUUUCAUUUGUCGUGUUUUCCUAUGUGGACGUUCAAGUUUUAUUGGAGUCUACAGCAGCCCAGCCAAGGUCUUUUGAGCUCAUGUUUUUCCUCUGACUGGAUCGAGUCAGCCCAACUGGAUUAAAAUUAUUUAAGUGGAGCAAAAAACCAACUAAAACUGUUAUCAGAACUUCACACUCUUGCAAGCAGGACGUGACUUUAAGAACUCAUGUAGAGGCACUGAAACCCAGGACCUGGAACCUGGUGGCAAAAUUGUUUUAAAUCAUGUUUCAGACACAGAUGAUUGUAACUGUUUGCUUUGCUUUUACUGUAAUCAUAUAUAAGCUUACUGUAAAUAGUUCUAAUUGUUCUAUAUCUAAUAUAUUUAAUUUAAAACUCAUGAAAGUGCAAGUUAUUAUUUGAUCUGGUUAAUUCUGUAUAUAUUGCCCAGGAUUUUAAAGGUUAAAUUAUGCCAUUAUCGAAAUAAAC
Messenger RNA from Archocentrus centrarchus (flier cichlid), 3472 nucleotides. RefSeq names its product zinc finger, FYVE domain containing 27 (gene zfyve27). Gene Ontology annotation, molecular function: metal ion binding. NCBI's taxonomy places the organism in Eukaryota, Metazoa, Chordata, Actinopteri, Cichliformes, Cichlidae. The record is from RefSeq and is a predicted model, not a curated record. Gene Ontology annotation, cellular component: endoplasmic reticulum tubular network; growth cone membrane. Gene Ontology annotation, biological process: positive regulation of axon extension; endoplasmic reticulum tubular network formation; neuron projection development.